This is a messenger RNA of Nicrophorus vespilloides, 475 nucleotides long. RefSeq names its product histidine triad nucleotide-binding protein 1 (gene HINT1). Gene Ontology annotation, cellular component: nucleus; cytoplasm. The transcript is spliced from 2 exons. The record is from RefSeq and is a predicted model, not a curated record. Gene Ontology annotation, biological process: purine ribonucleotide catabolic process. The coding region runs from base 23 to 403 and encodes 126 amino acids. NCBI's taxonomy places the organism in Eukaryota, Metazoa, Arthropoda, Insecta, Coleoptera, Silphidae. Gene Ontology annotation, molecular function: hydrolase activity.
UUGGAUUUCAUUCGUUGUGAAAAUGGCGGACGAAGUGCAGCUGGCUCAGACAGCCAAGCCGGACGGAGACACGAUUUUUGGGAAAAUCUUGAGGAAAGAGAUUCCUUGCACGUUCAUCUACGAAGAUGAUUUAUGUGUGGCGUUUGAUGAUGUGAACCCGCAAGCCCCAGUACAUUUCCUGGUAAUCCCCAAGAAACCAAUCGCUCAGCUAUCAAAGGCUGAAGAUGAAGAUGGUUCUCUCUUGGGGCACCUUUUACUGACAGCCCGCAAAGUUGCUGAGAAAAGGAAUCUCAAAGAUGGAUUCAGGAUUGUCAUCAAUGAUGGUUCCAUUGGAGCACAAUCAGUCUAUCAUCUGCACAUUCAUGUCCUGUCUGGACGUCAACUCCAAUGGCCUCCAGGAUAAGAAAUCCAAUAAUAUGCUAAUACCAUGUGAUAAAUCCUUAUUGCAUGGGUGAAAAUAUAUAAAUUAUCUCAA